UCCUUGUCUGAUGAAUGCCACACCACUCUCCCUGAACUUCCUCUGUCACUGAGAUCUUCAUCAGGUGACAGUUCAUCCAACAGGCCAGAUACGUUACUGGAAAGCCGCCAUGCCUGAAGGUCCUAGCCAGUGGUGAUGGUGGUGAACUUUGGACGAUGGACUGGCAGAGGAGGAGCUUAAUGGUGAAUACUGAGCGACACCAGAGGAAGUGUGCACUGUAAACAAAAGAGAGAGAGAGAGAGAGAAAGACAAGAAACGAGCAUCGCAGCACGCGUAAAGCGGCAAGACAGGAAAUAACCUCAAUGUUGGAAAGUUCUGCUCAAAGCGAUGAGGAGGAUGAAGACGAUGGCCUCGCUGCUGAGCGUCUGUGUGUUUCUGCUCUGCUGCUCCGCCGCCGCCGUCGCCUCCCCAGGUUGUGACCAGUUUGCUGCAGUGGGUGGAAACUUCAAUGUUUCUCUGGGAUACAAACUGGGAUCUACUGAGAAUCUGAGGUGGAAGUUUAAUGGCAACAUAAUAUUUUAUAAAAGACCAGGAAGAUUAAUUAAAGGUAAAAAUGAAGAUAUUAAUGAUGAUGGAUCCCUCAAACUGACAAAUCUGAAGAAGCACCAAGCAGGACUUUACACCAGUGAGGUUUUUGAUGUCAAUGGAAAAGGACUGGCCUCAAAGAGCACAAAUUUAUGUGUACUGGACCCCGUGAAGAAGCCCACAUUAAAUGUAGCCUGUCUGGCCUCAGAGGUCGUCUUUACCUGCAGUCAUAAUCCGCAACCUGAUGGUACAAAACAAUAUGAUGCCAUACAUUACAAAUGGCUCCAGGAUGGCAAUAUGAUCAGCAGUGCGACAGAAAUCUCUAUGACAAGAAAAGUUGCAGAAACUAAAAACCUGCUCAUUUCCUGUGAAGUUGGCAACAAAGUCAGUUCUGCAACAAGUGACUCUUUGACUCACACCUGCAUUGAACCUGUGAAAAAGCCUGAAAUAAAUGCAUCAUGUAAGGAUUCAGAGGUCAUCUUUACCUGCCUUGCAGCUCAGCAGCCCGACGACGCGCAGUACAAGUGGCUCCAGGACGGCGACGUCGUCGUCAACGAAACAAAAAUGUCUCUGACCAUAAACUCUGCGGAAAGCAAAAACAUGAAUUUCUCCUGCCAAGUUUACAACCAGGCCAGUUCUGAAAAAAGUGUCUCUUUCAGUCAUCGCUGUGUUGUCUCUACUUUCCUGGGCCUCCCAGAGGAGAUCUUUGGAGUUAACAUCUGGAUUGUUAUUGCUGGUGGAGCAGGUCUUUUAAUUCUGAUCAUCAUCAUCAUCAUUUUGUGUUGUGUUCAGUGUAAGAAGAAAAGAGGGAAGAACGAUGAGGCGGAGCUUGAGUACCGAGCAGGACGGUCUUCAUCGCCAGCCUAUUGCACUCAUUGAUCACCCUCCUCUUCAUCACCAUCAUCACCUGCAGCAGCUGGGCGGAGCCUCUGCUGAAGCUGCAGCUCUUUGCAAACAUUUCCCUAAUAUUUUAUGGAGUUACUUUUUAAUUUGUAUGACUUGAGUCGAACACUUCCUGUAGUUUGCUGAACGUUUGACCCGUUCCUCCUGACAGAGCUGGUGAAACACUCACUAAUUCAAAGAUAACUUUUCUGGCAUUUAGCGAAGUGGAAUUUUUUUUUUUUUACGACAUAUAUGUAAAUAUCUGGGUUCAAACUAUGCAUAUGUUUAUAUAUAUAUAUAUUCUGUGAGGACCCCAGCUUCUUUAGCUGUGUAAUGUGUAGCUUGUUCUGCUAAUGAACAGAGUCCUAACAUUUUUGUAUUAUGAAUAUUUUUAAUUCAUUGAAGGCAGUGUUAUAAGAUUCUGUGGAUUUUCUUUUACCAUUUUUAGCUGCAAGCUUUGAUCAUCAAACUUAAUGUGAAUAAUCACUUUGUGUGUAUAUGCCUCCAUGCAAAAUACUCAGUUUUUAUUCUUAAUUAUUCAAACUAGUUUCACAACGAUGACGAAUUGAGGUCUCUGUGUUGUUGCCUUGUGUCGCAAUAAAUAAAACCAAAAGUAAACUUGCAAUUCCUUUAAAUGCUGUCGAAAAUCCUCCAACUGAUUGCAUUUAAUAAACACAUGACAGUGCUGCCAUUUUGAUAGGAGCAGCUAGAGAGCAGCAAUGUCUCCCUCACUUAAGAAAAUGUUUUGAAAGUUCAGAAAUAUUGAGAAACAGAGAGCCAGUGCUGACCAGGAGGUUUAGGUUCUGGAUAAAUAACAUGAUUUUCCAUGAAAAGCAGAAGCAGAACUCUGGAGGGUUGCUACUGAAAUGGAGAAAAAAAAUGUUUGCAGUGUUUUUUCUGACCAAUCUGAUAUUUUACAAACCAGGAUUAUCAGAGAUCCUUCCUCCCUGCAGCUGACGAUACUGUAACCAUCAUCUCUUCUGUAAAACUCUUGAGGAAGAUGGCAUCGGACUCUGUGCUGUGUGUGUUUCUGCUCUGCUGCUCCGCCGUCGCCUCCCAAGAUUGUGACCAGUUUGCUGCAGUGGGUGGAAACUUCAAUGUUCCUCUAGCUAGGAUACCAAUUAAAACCUACUGAGACUCUGAGGUGGAAGCUAAAUGGCAGCAUAAUAUUUUAUAAAAGAACAGUAAGACUAGUUGCUGGGAAGAAUGCUGAUAUUAAUGGUGAUGGAUCCCUCAAACUGACAAAUCUGAAGCUGGAGCAAGCAGGACUUUACACCUUUGAGGUUUUUGAUCAAAAUGGAAGGCCGCAGACCACGAGGAACACAAAUUUAUGUGUGCUGGAGCCUGUGAAGAAACCUGAAGUCAAAGCAACAUGUCAGGAUGAAAAUGUGAUCUUUCAUUGUGUUUCCGGGGCGCAGCCUGCUGAUGCCGAGCUCGACUGGCUUCAGGACGGUGAGGAGGCGAAGGGAAACAGACGGUCGUUUGAAACGAAAGCAGAGGAAACCAAAGGAGCCCAAUUUGUUUGCAGAGUGUCCAACAAAGUCAGUUCUGAAAGCAGUCAGCCUGUCGUUCAUAUCUGUGCAAAGACGGGUAGGUAUGUCGUCUUCACUGUGGCUAAUAGCUGCUGUUUGACAAUGUGUAGCUAAUAAUACCUAAAAUAAGAUGGAAUAAGCAUAAGUUCCCCUCAAAUUGUGUGGCUCGAGGUAAAAAUUGAAAAUUUUUCACAUGUAUUGUUUUUAAAGGAUAUCCAGAUGAACUGGUUGGAAUAAAUAUCUGGAUUUUAACUGGUGCCAGAGUGGGUAUGUUUGUAGAUUUCUAUUAAGCUUUAGUCUAUUCUGAAACAUAUCAGAAUAAACUAUACUUUAUAUAUAUACAUACGUCAUAUAUAUUUUUGAUAGUACAAUCUCUAGUGGUUUUUUCCCCGUCAUUUUUCCAGGUUUCAUUGUUGUGCUGACCGUCCUUGUCUCCGUUUGUUUUGUCCGAGUUGAAAAGAAGAUGACGAUGGGACUGAAGGCUGAUGAGGAGGAGCUUCCUUUGCAGCGGACCGAUACAGAGCAACACAGUCAUGAUCCUCAUUUUUCUCCUCUUCAACCUCAUCACCUCCAGUCAUGAGCCAAUUUUUUUAUUUUUUUUACAUACAUUAUUUUUUCCUGUCUUUGAUUUGACGAAUAAAAUUUCUGCAAAAAUCAAAACAGACUUUGUGUCGCCAGCCAUCUUAAGUUUUAGCAACUACAAUUCUGAAACAUUAAAACUCAUUGACGUUUGUGAUCUUGACUGAUUUAAAAACCUUUUCUAGAGUUUUAACCAGUCAUUUUUGUCACUUUGGAUGUAGAAAAAUAAAAUAUGCUUCUUUGAAUUGUGUAUUCUUUAGUGAAGAUGCUAUGUGGAUGCUUUGAGAGUAAAUGUAACAAUAAAGUAAUAUUUCAAUUGA
Molecule: messenger RNA, 3838 nt
Organism: Xiphophorus couchianus (Monterrey platyfish)
Lineage: Eukaryota; Metazoa; Chordata; Actinopteri; Cyprinodontiformes; Poeciliidae
Exons: 16
Coding region: 328-1404 (358 amino acids)
Cellular component (GO): membrane
Source: RefSeq, a predicted model, not a curated record